This is a messenger RNA of Fukomys damarensis (Damara mole-rat), 2989 nucleotides long. RefSeq names its product acyl-CoA synthetase short chain family member 2 (gene Acss2). NCBI's taxonomy places the organism in Eukaryota, Metazoa, Chordata, Mammalia, Rodentia, Bathyergidae. Gene Ontology annotation, cellular component: cytoplasm. Gene Ontology annotation, molecular function: acetyl-CoA synthetase activity. The record is from RefSeq and is a predicted model, not a curated record. The transcript has 17 exons. The coding region runs from base 283 to 2289 and encodes 668 amino acids. Gene Ontology annotation, biological process: acetyl-CoA biosynthetic process.
CCCCCCACCUGCUCAGCGCUGUCAGCCUGCAGUGGGCACGCAGGCGCGGGACGAUGGAGAGCUGGGAGGCUGUGGAGGGUCGGCUUGGUGAUCGUGCUACAACCUCUGGGCUAUUCAUGUAAUUCCGGGGCCAAACCCCCUGCUUCUUCCAUUCUGAAUCCAGCUGGCAUCUUACGCAGACCCCAGACUCACAACCCUUUUCUAACAACAAGUCCUUUAGACCCCAGAUGUUGUCUCAGACCCAAAACUCCUUGGACCGCAAACCUCUCCUUGGACUAUAAGAUGCUCUUCUUUCAGUCUCAGACUACUGCUUCCAUCCUAGACCUUUUGCCUUCACUCCACCUCCAAAACCCUCUGAAACCCCCGGCUCCUCGGUCAUCCCUGACUGCUUUUUCGCCUUCAGACUCCUUGGAUAACGGUUUCCGACCUCAGAUCCUCUUUCAACAGCAACCUCUUCGGGAAGCCCUGAUCCAUCAGUGUAAGAGUGAUCUUCAGACUUCAGUGUGUAUUGAGAUCUUUGAAAGCAAACUCGCAGAUUCCACUCCGGAGAUCAUGAUUCAGGAGGGCAAUGAGCCAGGAGAGACUACCCAGAUCACAUACCGUGAACUUCUGGUCCAAGUGUGUCGGUUCAGCAAUGUUCUCCGUAAACAGGGCAUUCAGAAGGGUGACCGGGUGGCCAUCUACAUGCCCAUGAUCUUGGAGCUCGUGGUAGCCAUGCUGGCCUGUGCCCGCCUUGGGGCUUUGCACUCCAUUGUGUUUGCAGGCUUCUCAGCUGAGUCCCUGUGUGAACGGAUCCUGGAUUCCAGUUGCAGUCUUCUCAUCACUGCAGAUGCCUUCUACAGGGGGGAAAAACUUGUAAACCUGAAGGAGCUGGCUGACGAGUCACUGGAGAAGUGUCGGGAGAAGGGUUUCCCAGUGAGAUGCUGUAUUGUGGUCAAGCACUUGGGGCGGGCAGAGCUUGGCACGAAUGACUCCCCCAGCCAACCUCCCCCGAUUAAGAGGCCAUGCCCGGAUGUCCAGAUCCUCUGGAACCAAGGGGUUGACUUGUGGUGGCAUGAACUCAUGCAAGAGGCAGGGGAUGAGUUUGAGCCAGAGUGGUGUGACGCUGAGGACCCACUCUUCAUUCUGUACACCAGUGGCUCCACAGGCAAACCCAAGGGUGUGGUACACACAGUUGGGGGCUAUAUGCUGUACGUGGCUACAACUUUCAAGUAUGUGUUUGACUUCCACCCAGAGGAUGUGUUUUGGUGCACAGCAGACAUUGGUUGGAUCACUGGCCAUUCCUACAUCACCUAUGGGCCACUGGCAAAUGGUGCCACCAGUGUUUUGUUUGAGGGGAUCCCCACAUACCCAGAUGUGAGCCGCCUGUGGAGCAUCGUGGACAAAUACAAGGUGACCAAGUUCUACACAGCACCCACAGCCAUCCGUCUGCUCAUGAAGUUUGGAGAUGAGCCUGUCACCAAGCAUAGCCUGGCAUCCUUGCAGGUUCUAGGUACAGUGGGUGAACCCAUCAACCCUGAAGCCUGGCUGUGGUACCACCGGGUGGUAGGUGCCCAGCGCUGCCCCAUUGUGGACACCUUCUGGCAAACAGAGACAGGUGGCCACAUGCUGACCCCCCUCCCUGGCGCUACACCCAUGAAACCUGGCUCUGCUUCCUUUCCAUUCUUUGGUGUAGCUCCUGCAAUCCUGAGUGAGUCUGGAGAAGAGUUGGAAGGUGAAGCCGAAGGUUAUCUGGUGUUCAAACAGCCCUGGCCAGGGAUCAUGCGCACAGUUUAUGGGAACCACCCACGCUUUGAGACCACCUACUUUAAGAAGUUUCCCGGUUACUACGUGACAGGAGAUGGAUGCCGGCGGGACCAGGAUGGCUAUUAUUGGAUCACUGGCAGGAUUGACGACAUGCUCAAUGUAUCUGGACACCUGCUGAGUACAGCAGAGGUGGAGUCAGCACUUGUGGAACAUGAAGCUAUUGCAGAGGCGGCUGUGGUGAGCCACCCUCAUCCUGUGAAGGGCGAAUGCCUCUACUGUUUUGUCACCCUGUGUGAUGGCCACACUUUCAGUCCCACCCUCACUGAAGAGCUCAAGAAGCAAAUUAGAGAAAAGAUUGGCCCCAUUGCUACACCAGACUACAUCCAGAAUGCACCUGGCUUGCCUAAAACGCGUUCAGGUAAAAUUAUGAGGCGAGUGCUUCGGAAGAUUGCUCAGAAUGACCACGACCUGGGGGACACAUCAACAGUGGCUGACCCAUCUGUCAUCAGUCACCUCUUCAACCACCGCUGCCUGACCAUCUAGUGAACAAGACUCUGUUCUUUACCCAGGGUUCUCCUUGCCUGGUUUUCCAGAGUUCUCCCCAUCCUUCUUGCCCCCCCAUCCAGGAGUACUGAAGGCCAGUGCUGGCCCCUACUCUGUCCCUGAAUGGAGAGUUUUUCUGUGACUUCCAGGCAGAAGGGACAAGGACCAGGUCAGCCCGGACUGAUAUAGGCCCAGAUUGCAAAGAGCUUGCCAAGCCCAGAAGAGGAACCUGAAUGCCAUGUCCCCAAACCAGAUUAGGUAUUCAGAGGGCAAGUAAGGGCCUAGACUGAAGCAGGGGGACAACCUUGUAAUCCUCAGUCAGUUCUCACAGGAAGUACCAGUACUUAUCUUAAGCAUGCAUUUGCCUUAGAAAUGACGUUUGUAAAUCCAGAAAUAAUAAUUAUUUUUAAAAAUUUUGUUACUUCUGUUCUGAGACUGAAAUCCCUGCCAGAUGGCCAUCAUGGCUGCCCGUGUGCUCUAGAGGCUAUGUCUUGAGGGAUUUCAGAUCAUUGACUUCUUUGAAGGAGUACUUCUGCUUUGUUCCUUGGACCAGAGGAGCUCGUCUUGUCCUAUUCUCUCCCACCUGCCGCCAGGGACAGAGCCCUGCCCAUGACAGACACUCUCAGGUGAAACUCUGUUUCCCAAGACAUGCUUAAGCCUCAUGGUUGUAGGAAUAAACUCUGUGAUCUUGAGAAGAUUA